UCCAUUUGCGUGGGAACCAAAACCUCUUGUCACACGAUCCGCGCUCUCUCAACUGCAUCACGAACAAAAACUGAUCAGAAGCAGCACAAAAAUGAAGUCUAUGUAACGCCUCCUCUCUACAUAGAACAAGACGAAGACUCCGCUGAUAGGAGAGGCGUUACUGGUGGUGGCAGCAAGAUGACCAGCGGUGGAUCUUCGGGGAGGAUGCCAACAUGGAAGGAAAGAGAGAACAACAAGAGGAGGGAGCGGAGGAGAAGAGCCAUAGCUGCUAAGAUCUACUCAGGUCUUAGAGCUCAAGGAAACUACAAGCUUCCUAAGCACUGCGACAAUAACGAGGUCUUGAAGGCUCUCUGCUCCGAGGCUGGUUGGAUCGUUGAACAAGACGGCACCACUUAUCGAAAGGCAUACAAGCCAUCUUUAUCUCCGGCAGAGAUGACAGGAACUUCGGUGAACAUCAGCGCUUGCUCUUCUGUUCAACCAAGUCCACAAUCCUCGUCGUUCCCUAGCCCUGUACCUUCCUACCAUGCCAGUCCGACAUCAUCUUCAUUUCCCAGCCCGACCCGAUUCGAUGCCAACCCGUCUAUGUACCUUCUACCAUUUCUUCGUAACAUUGCUUCCAUUCCGAAUAAUCUCCCUCCUCUUCGAAUUUCCAAUAGUGCCCCUGUAACUCCUCCGCUUUCUUCCCCUACUUCGGGUUCGAAGCGAAAAAUUGACUGGGAAUCGCUUUCAAAUGAUUAUCUAAAUCCUCUUUUCAACGCCUCUGCUCCUUCGAGUCCUUCACGCCGUCUCCAUCUCAAGCCGGCCACGAUACCGGAGUGCGACGAAUCUGAUACGUCCACCGUUGACUCCGGUCGCUGGAUGAGUUUUCAGACGGUAGCGCCUCUGGCUGCUCCGCCUUCACCGACAUUUAAUCUUGUCAAACCUUUGGUUCUGGAGAGUGAUUUCCGGGAUGUUGCUGCAGAGAAGGGGAGGGGCCCAGAGUUCGAGUUUGAAAAUGGUAGGAUGAAGCCAUGGGAGGGUGAGAGAAUUCAUGAAAUUGGUGUUGAUGAUCUGGAGCUUACACUCGGGAGUAGAAAGACGGGGAGUUGAGGUUCUGGUGCUGAAACUGCUUGGGAAUUAAGGAGAUAAAAACCCAUGCAAUUCAUUCUGUGGGCUUAACAGUGCCAAUUGCGUAGCAUUUCAUGAUGGGUCUCUUGCUAUUUCUGCUAUUGGAGGCUCUGAUUUACUUUUAUAUUUGAUGCAGUGAAUAUUUGGUUUUCAUAUGUACAGUGUUUUGUUUUCUGGAGCCAUUUUAGGAUCUUGAAGCUACUAGAUAAUAUUGCUCAUGAGCAAGACAAAUCUUCAUGGAAGGACCACAUUUCCCAAAUUUUCAUAUGAAGAUCAGCAUGAAGCAGGUGAUUGGAGUUUUCUUUCUCCCUUCCCUUGCUUACGUUGGAGAGUAAUGUCUUGAAUUCCUCAUUAAUCGUCGGAAUCUCUUCAAGUAUCGUGACUAUCUGGUCUUGUGAUCUCAAAUUCUAAGGUUCUGUUUUUUCAUUCUGGGUAAUGCAAACUAAAAUUAUUUCAAUGUAGUUCUUAUACUUUGACAUAUCAUUUUCAUCUUGUGCACAAGAGAUUGUAACGUAGCCCGUUCCUAGUCUGGUUAGAGAGUAUUCUGAUGUGAUCAUCAAUCCUGAAGUUUAUAUUAUUAUGUGAUUCAUAUAGCCAUGGCCAUGCCGAACA
This is a messenger RNA of Tripterygium wilfordii, 1719 nucleotides long. Its product is annotated as BES1/BZR1 homolog protein 2-like. The record is from RefSeq and is a predicted model, not a curated record. Gene Ontology annotation, biological process: DNA-templated transcription; brassinosteroid mediated signaling pathway. Gene Ontology annotation, molecular function: DNA-binding transcription factor activity. NCBI's taxonomy places the organism in Eukaryota, Viridiplantae, Streptophyta, Magnoliopsida, Celastrales, Celastraceae. The transcript is spliced from 2 exons. The coding region runs from base 178 to 1089 and encodes 303 amino acids.